CAACAUUUGACGGUUAUGAAUGGCAUGGAAGAAGAUUAGAAGUUAGAGAGGAUCGUAGUGCAAUGGACUUUCCUCCACCUCCUCCAAGAACUGAGGGAGCAAAUACUAUAAAUCAGUCGGAGGCAUUAUAUCCAUUUUCUUUACAUAUAAGUGGAUCAUCUGUAACUUCAAAUGAGAUCAAUGGAACCACGUCAUCAACACAAACGUCGUCUUCUCCAGUAGAUUAUCCUAAUGAAAAUAUUACUUUGAAUGGUAUAUCUAAUAAUAUUAAUAACGGUACCACGUAUACUGACGAAUCUACGAUCAACAAUACGACUACUGGAACAAAUGGGUUGAAUAAUUCAAACACGAAUUUACAAAGGCAACAACUUUUUGUUGGCAACUUACCGUUUCGUGUACGAUGGCAAGAUUUGAAGGACCUAUUUCGAAAGGCGGGGACAGUGUUACGUGCAGAUGUGGCAAUGGGUUAUGACAAUCGAUCUAAAGGCCAUGGAACAGUUUUAUUCGGAAGUUUGGAAGACGCAAAAAAUGCAAUCGCAAUAUUUAAUCAUUACAAUUGGCAAGGCCGUAGCCUUGAACAAGCUUCUCAGGAGACUCGCCGGACUGUUGAUCCAGUACCAACACAUAACCAUACACAAGCUCCUUAUGUACCAAAUGCACCGAUGGAUAUUUUACAGCCUACUAGAGGAAUCCAAGUACCGCAACAAAACUUUGCUGGGAGAUUACUUUUUGUCGGCAAUUUGCCUUUUAAUUGUCAAUGGCAAGAUUUAAAAGAUCUCUUUCGAAACGCUGGGAAUAUUAUUCGGGCUGAUGUUUCAACAAAUUAUGAUGGGCGAAGUCGAGGUUUUGGAACUGUGUUGUUUGCAACACCUGAGGAUGCUAGAAAUGCUGUUG
Dentiscutata heterogama is the source of this 894-nucleotide messenger RNA. Lineage: Eukaryota; Fungi; Glomeromycota; Glomeromycetes; Diversisporales; Gigasporaceae. The record is from the annotation of a GenBank genome assembly.